Molecule: messenger RNA, 1018 nt
Organism: Cokeromyces recurvatus
Lineage: Eukaryota; Fungi; Mucoromycota; Mucoromycetes; Mucorales; Mucoraceae
Product: mitochondrial carrier domain-containing protein
Exons: 6
Coding region: 166-978 (270 amino acids)
Biological process (GO): nucleotide transport; folate import into mitochondrion
Cellular component (GO): mitochondrion
Molecular function (GO): folic acid transmembrane transporter activity; FAD transmembrane transporter activity
Source: RefSeq, a predicted model, not a curated record
UUUUUUUUUUGUAAUUCGAUUGUACAUGUCUAAAACAAAUACAACACCUUCAUUUACAGGAUCCCCGCAUACAGAUCAAGCAUUAGCAGGUUUUGGUGCAGGCAUGGUAACAACUGCUUUGUUACAUCCUCUUGACCUUAUUAAAAUUCGAUUUCAAGGUAUUUUAUGAUUGACUCUGCUCGUCAUUCAAACAAACGACCCUUUAUUGGAGGAACAAUUCGAUCUUUUAAGUCUAUUUUAUUGGGAGAAGGUGUGUGGAAGGGUUUAUAUAGAGGUGUCACACCUAACAUGGCGGGUGCCACAUUUAGCUGGGGGUUUUAUUUUGGAUGGUAUAGUUUAAUUAAAAAGUAUAUGGAAAAGGAUCAAAGUGGAAAAUUAUCUGCUAUACAACAUUUGACAGCUUCUGCUGAAGCAGGCGCGUUAACGGCUUUUAUGGCCAAUCCUUUAUGGGUGGUAAAGACUAGAAUGUGUACAACUACGCAACAUACACCAGAUGCAUAUACAGGCCUAUUAAAUGGAUUAAAACGACUUUAUGUAGAGGAAGGGAUAAGAGGACUUUAUAGAGGAAUGGUGCCCGCGUUAUUUGGAGUAUCUCAUGGAGCGAUUCAGUUCAUGGUAUAUGAAGAGAUGAAAAAGAAACGAAAUGAAGUUCGACAUAAAAAGGGUUUAAAUUCAAUGAAUGAAUUAAAUGCUCAAUUAAGUCAAACUGAAUACUUGACUAUGGCUGCUAUAUCGAAAGUAACGGCUACAGUAAUCACAUAUCCAUAUCAAGUGUUAAAAAGUCGAUUACAGAAUCGUGCUACAAGGGAUACAUAUAAAGGUGUAAUUGACUGUAGUAAAAAAAUGAUACAAACAGAAGGUUACAUGGGGUUUUAUAAAGGUUUAGCUCCAAAUAUAAUUCGUGUUUUACCCGGUACUUGCGUGACAUUCUUAGUUUACGAAAAUUUAACUCAAUACUUCAAGCAACAUGCAAGCUAAAAUCUAUAAAGGCUUUAUAUAUUAAUAAUUUUAUUUCAAG